UUAAAGCUCCCAGUCAGGGAGGUCUAAAAGCACUCUUGAUCUAACUCAUACACUGUGACUCUUUUGCAGGUACUAACCAAUUUAUGAUGAAUCAAAGCAGACUACUUGUGGAAAAUCAUGAAUACCAGCUUUAUGAUCAUAUUUCUUACAUUUUCUUUCCUUCUUCUUGAAAGCAGCUUUGCUGUUUAGGGGUCAGUGCUUCUUCUGAAAACCUACUGGAUGGAUUUCCAGAGCUGGUUUGCCUUCCCCGUUGGGAUACUGCUAUGUUGUACUCUUCAGGCAUCUGCCAUUCAAAUUCCUGCUUCUGAAAACUGCACCAGCAGUGGUCAAAGAAUAUCCUUCAGCCACUCCUACAAGAUUGACUUGCCCACAUCCUCCCAGAUCAAGGUGGAGGCAGAUCCAUUGCAGCACGAAGGAAGCAGUGGGGUGCAACUAGAUCCUGGUGAGGCUGAGGAAAAUGAAGAGCAGGAUAUCAUCUUUAGGCACAACAUCUAUGUGCAUGCACCCAAAGGGAGCUGUGAAACUCUGGCCCAUGUUAAAGAUCUUCUUGAGAGGAUGGAGAAGCUAGAGAAAGAAGUUGCAGAGCUGAGAGAAGCCUGCAGCCCUCAGAAGUGCUGUGGGGGAAGCCAGGGCGUCACGCAUUGCAGCGGUCACGGGAUGUUCCUCUAUGAGACCUGCAGCUGUAAGUGUGCAGAGGGCUGGGAGGGCAGUGAUUGCUCCCGCCCCACCUGCCCCAACCUCUGCAGUGGCCACGGGCGCUGUGAUGGAGGGAGGUGCAUCUGUGAUGAGCCUUAUUUCAGUGAGGACUGCAGCCAGCAGCUCUGUCCUGAGAACUGCAGCGGCAAUGGGAUCUGUGACACGGCUAAAGGGGUCUGCAUGUGCUAUGAGGAGUUCAUUGGAGAGGACUGCAGUGAGAAACGAUGUCCCGGGGACUGCAGUGGCAAUGGGUUCUGUGACACAGGAGAGUGCUACUGCCAUGAGGGGUUCUUUGGCCUUGACUGCUCCCAGGUGCUUGCUCCUCAGGACUUGCAGCUGUUGAAUGCUACAGAGGAUUCCAUGGCUGUCAGCUGGGAUCAAACGAUUGAUGUGGAUAAUUACCUCAUCAGCUAUUACCCAGUGGGGCAUGAGACACUGGAGAAACAAGUCAGUGUGCCCAAAGAGCAGCUCAGCUAUGAGAUUACGGGUCUCCAUCCUAGCACCACAUACAAUGUCACACUUCGUCAUGUGAAGAAGGGAAUUGUCAGUGAGCCCGUGCAUCUAGAAGCAAGUACAGUCCCAUCUGCACUCAAUGCCGUCUGGGUGACGGAGGAGAUGGAAUAUUCCCUGGAAGUAGAGUGGGAGAACCCACCAACAGAUGUGGAUUAUUACAAGCUGAAAUUCAGAUCCCUGGUGGACAUGGAUGAGAAGCAGGUCGUGGUACCAAAAAGCAGUGACCCCAAGAGCAGACACAUCAUGACUGGCCUAAAACCUGGCAUGGAGUAUGAGGUUACUGUCAUACCUGUGAAAGAUGAUACAGAGGGUAAACCAAUCUCAGUGAGUGGCAGGACAGGAAUUGAUAGCCCAACCAAUGUGGUGACAGAUCGGGUGACAGAGGACUCAGCCACUGUCUUAUGGAAUAAAGUUCAGGCUCCCAUAGACAGGUACAUGGUGAGAUACACCUCAGCUGAUGGAGACACCAAGGAAAUAGAGCUAGGCAGUGAAAACAGCAUCAUCACCUUAUUGCAUCUGAAGCCAGGCAUGGAAUAUACCAUCCAUAUCUGGGCAGAGAAGGGACCCCACAGAAGCAAGAAAGCCAACACCAGAGCUCUGACAGAGAUGGACAGCCCAACUAAACUGUUGACUGACCAAGUGACAGAGAAUGCAAUCACAGUUUCCUGGAACAAAGUCCGGGCUUUAAUAGACAGAUACAGAGUAAAUUACACCUCGGCUGAUGGGGAUACAGAGGAGAGAGAAGUGGAGAAAGACAAGAAUUUCACCACCGUGGCAGGACUGAAGCCAGGCAUGGAGUAUGUUAUUCAUGUCUGGGCAGAAAAGGGAGAACAACAGAGCAAGAAGGCCAGCACUGAGGCUGUGACAGAAAUUGACAGCCCCACUCACCUGGUAACUGAUCAAGUGACAGAGGACACAGUCACCAUCUCCUGGGACAGGGUUCUGGCUCUCAUAGAUAGGUACGUGGUGAACUACACCUCUGCUGAUGGUGAGACUGAAGAGAUAGAAGUGGGGAAGAACAACACUGCCACAACUCUGGUAGGACUGAAACCUGGCACUGAAUAUGUCAUCUACCUCUGGGCAGAGAAAGGAGUGCAGCAGAGCAAGAGGACCAGCACUGAGGCAGUGACAGAAUUGGACAGCCCAAAGAAUCUGGUAACUGACCAAGUGACAGAAGACUCAGCCACAAUCUCCUGGGAUAGCGUCCGAGCUCCCAUAGAUAGGUAUAUUGUGAGCUACACUUCUGCUGAUGGGGGCACCGAGGAAAUAGAAGUGGGGAAGGCCAAGAACAUUACAACUCUGACAGGACUGAAAGCAGGCAUGAAGUACACCAUUCAUCUCUGGGCAGAGCUGGGAAGCAUGCAGAGCAAGAGGGCAAGCACUGAUGCGCUGACAGAGAUUGAUCCUCCCAAGAACCUCCGUGUAUCAAAUGUGGCUCAGUCUACUGGUGUAGUUACUUGGGCUCCUCCUGCAGCACAGAUUGAUGGCUACAUUCUCACCUACCAGGGUCAAAAUGGCACUAGCAAGGAGGUGCAGCUGGGUCCUGGAGAACAACAGUUUGUGCUGGAAGGACUGGAACAAGGAACAAAGUACACUGUGUUUGUGAUGGCCUAUAAGGGAGAUCGCCAGAGCAGAAAGACAGUUGGUACCUUCUCAACAGUUAGCUUCCUCUACCCGUACCCUGCGGACUGUGCCCAGAUGCAGCAGAAUGGAAACAUCUCCAGCGGCAUGUACACCAUUUAUCUCAAUGGCAAUGGCAGCAGGCCCAUGCAGGUGUACUGUGACAUGACCACUGAUGGAGGCGGGUGGAUAGUGUUUCAGAGGCGGAGCACUGGUGAACUGGAUUUCUACAAACGCUGGAAAAAUUAUGUGGAAGGCUUUGGAGAUCCCACUGGGGAAUUUUGGCUUGGUCUUGACCAGCUGCACAAUCUCACAAGCAGCAGCCCCAUCCACUAUGAGCUGCGGGUGGAUCUGCGGACAGCCAAUGAGUCUGCCUAUGCUGUCUAUGACUUCUUCCAGGUUGCCUCGAGCAGAGAGAGAUACAGGCUGUCCGUGGGGAAUUACAGAGGCAAUGCUGGAGAUGCAAUGACUUACCACAAUGGCUGGAAGUUCACAACGUGGGACAGAGACAACGAUGUGGCUCUCAGCAACUGUGCUCUGACACACCAUGGUGCGUGGUGGUACAAGAACUGCCACUUGGCCAACCUCAAUGGGAAAUAUGGGGAGAGCAAGCACAGUGAGGGGGUGAACUGGGAGCCAUGGAAGGGCCAUGAGUUCUCCAUCCCUUUUACUGAGAUGAAGAUUCGUCCUCAGUCUUCUAGUAAUGAGUCAGUCUUGGCAAGGAAGAAGAGAUCUCUACCAGGAAAAAGGAGGAAGAUCAGAUUUUAAAUUGUCCUCUGUGUGUGACCCAAAGAUUACAAUUUGGUAUUUUCUAACAAAGUUAGGUUUGGAUGACUUUCUCCAAUACUCUGGAAGCAGCUGCUGACCAGCUUGGACCCAGAAGUCUCUGAAUCUGCAGCCCAGCCUGUUUCCAGCCUUUGGAGCUCCUGAUGGGUGCUCUGUCAGAGACUAGGAGGAGACUUGUGGGCAGCAUGCCACCUGUAGCUUUCCUGGUUAAACGUGACAAGGACCUGCUUGAUCCAAUGUAUGCAACUUUUAUGAACUGUUCAUAAAACAAGCUUUAACACAUGUUAUUAUUUCUCAAAACCCAGCUUGCUGACUCCUGAUUUCUGUCUUUCUCUAAUGCCAUGCAGUUCAGACUUCAAAUAAUUCAUUUUGAUCCCACUGAAAAAUGAAAUCUUUCUAAUUUACAUUCGAGAGUUUUUCUGAGACUGUUUCCUCCCACAUCUCUUGGUCAGUGGACCUCUUUUCCUUUCCCUUCAUCAUUUGGGGUGCAGCAUUUCUUACUUUUUCUCCAGUCAAAGCACUGAGAUUUGGGAAAUGUUGUCAAGCUGCUGACAACAGGCCUCAUUAACACAGGCUAAGACUGUAGGCUGGGUUCCUCAACGUCCUAUAUAACAUUUUUCCAGGGUAAUAUCCUGAUAUAUAUUUAGCUUGUCUCUUCUUAUUUCCCAGUCAAAGAAAAGCCUGAGGAGACAUGCAGUAAAGGAAUGUUCGCACUCCCAGGUGAUGCCCCGAAGAAGGUAAAUGGAAGAGCUACACUCCUCCAAGUGUGUCUCACAAUCACAAACCUCUGUAUAAUCUUUGCUCGAUACAGCCUGUGAAGAAAAUUCUCCAUGUGACCAUCCCAUCUGCCACCCUCUGCUUUUUCAUUAACAGUGUAGAUAGAUAGCGAUGUUGAAAAGAUAAUGUUUGUCAUCCAACCCUAAAAUUAGCAUCACAGAACUAAAUGGAUCUGCACAGUCUCCCUCAGGCUUUUCUUUCAGGGUGGCUGGAGAUUCAGGUAGGCUCCAGUGGCUGGUUUCACAUUUAGCUGUUGUCUUUAUGGUCUGAGGAAAAAAAAAAAAAAAAGCCUUACUUUCUCACCCUGAGCAGAUAUUUAAAUUCUGGACAACCAGCUACAUGCAGGGGAGAAGUAGGAACUCACCAAAUGAUGCUUACUUAAAGGCUUGCUUGUCUGAGCAGAUUGGAACAUGAUUGUCUUAUGUUUUAAUGGCCUUUUCUAUCCCAGUGCUAAGCUGACUAAUACAUUUCAAAGAGUCCUCAGACUCUGAAGAAGCAAUAAUAUUGCAGAUAAAGGAGGUCUUAAAAUAUUUCUGUCUUUCUUGCUUUGAGUGUCAGAAUUAUUAUUCUUCCUCAGUUUGAACUAAGCUUUAUUUACAGAGGUGGAGCAAUACUCAGGCCUGUAGCAUUGAAGAGCAAUGUGGAAAAACUAGCGCUGUGAAAAUUAGUUGUCUGGAAUUUCCAAAAUGGGGAUGGGGUCUGUGUGAUCUCUUCAUUACUUGAUACUGCAAAGAAAGUAACUGAUCUUUGGCUGCUAGGACUUUGCUGAGGUGAGCUAGCCAGGGAGUUGUCUCUUACAAGUGAGGUCUAAAUUCUUUGUUGUACUUUCAUUUCCAUGCUACUUGCAUAAGUGGGCAGGCAGAGUCUCAGCAGAGCUGCGUUAGGAUAUCCAUACCCCUUGGCAUGAGGGAAGGAGGAGAGGAAAGUUGCACUUGAAGUUGCAACUCUGUCUUAAGAGCUUGAGGGAAAGAAAUGGGAAAGGGAGGGGAAGAGUACUGUGCUGAAGUGAUUCCUCUGCACUGCUCAGAUGAGGGCAGGUUUCACUUUGUUGGUCAGCUAGAGAGCAGGUGACUAAAGGGCACCCGAGGAUUAAAUGUUUUACACUGAGCCUUUAAAAGCAAGCCUAUGCUCUAAUAGGCAACAGAUGUGAUCUCUCCCAGCGGCACUGUCGUGUGCACACUGCAGAGGCAAAGCUCAAUUGUGUCCCAAACCUGAGUCUUACCUGGGAGCAGAGACUAUUCUCUAACACUGUGUAUUUUAGAAUGAAAAGGAAGCGAGGCACCUUACUAGCAGCUUCUGAAUUGGCACUUAUUUCUCUGAAGUACAGGCCUGUCUCCUUCACUAGGAAGGGUAGUCAGGGACCACUGCUUACAUGGGAAGCCAGUAUUUCCAGACAGCCACAGGAUGGCAUCCUCUCUUCGUGCUGCUUUAGGAGAAACCAGUCCUGUAUCCAGCUGGCCUCCACGGAAAGAUGUUUUGAGGGCUAAUCAGACUGUAUCACA
Molecule: messenger RNA, 5894 nt
Organism: Phasianus colchicus (ring-necked pheasant)
Lineage: Eukaryota; Metazoa; Chordata; Aves; Galliformes; Phasianidae
Gene: TNN
Product: tenascin N
Biological process (GO): regulation of cell adhesion
Cellular component (GO): perisynaptic extracellular matrix
Molecular function (GO): protein binding
Source: RefSeq, a predicted model, not a curated record